AUGAACGCCCUGUAUAUAGUGUAUAGUAAGGAUUACUUAAUAAAAAAAGUUAGCCCCUUUAUAGCUAAUCUUGUUUUACAGCUAUUUGGAGAGGCCUCGACAAAUGAAGAUGACAUCAAGACCAUCGCAGAGUCGGACGAUGCUAUUGAAAGAAUCGUUGGAACCGGGAAUGGAAUGGAGCUUGAUUACUUCCCUUGGCUUCGGUUCUUUGGAAAUAGUGCAUACCAAACAAUUAAGCAUUUCGUUACUUGUCGAAAUGAGCUUUAUGACAGGUGGAUCCCCAACUCAAAGGGAACGAUGGAGAAAGGAAAGAUUCGGGGCAUGGUCGACUGGUUGCUAGUAUCACAGGAGAACCACCCAACAUUCACCGACACCAAUCUUCGAAUGACGUUGCAAGAUCUUCUACACGCAGGUAUCACAACAACAGAGAGUACCAUUGAAUCAGGGAUUCUUAUAUUAACGAACUUGCCGGAUAUUCAAGAAAAAGUCCAAAUGUCUAUUGACAAGGGGCUUGGGAGAGAUAAGUUCCCUACAUUAGAUGAUAGAAGUGACCUUCCGUACGUUGAUGCAUUCAUCUUGGAGACCAUGCGCUACAUCUCUAAUGUCCCAUUUGCCGUGCCACACAAAGCUACGAAGGAUACAACACUCGGAGGUUAUUUUAUUCCGAAGGAUACCCAGGUAGCAAUUCGUCCAAUCAAAAAGUAG
This is a messenger RNA of Owenia fusiformis, 705 nucleotides long. Lineage: Eukaryota; Metazoa; Annelida; Polychaeta; Sabellida; Oweniidae. The record is from the annotation of a GenBank genome assembly.